GAUUUCCCUGGACGCCGUGAGUGGAGCCGUGGGGUUGGGCGAUAAACAGGCUGUGGCCGGAGGAGGGGGAGGGGGCGUUUGCUCCGCCCGGAGUUCUCACGCCUCCUUAUCCCGUUAGGUGUGGUUUGGUUCGAACCCGGGGCCCCCGGAGCCGGCUUGAGCCUGCUCCCUUGUGAAGGGGGAAAGUAGCCCCGCGGAAAGCUGUUAAAGUUGCGAAGGGGGUGCGAGAAGAGAGUUCUCCACCCAUGCCCGCCGAAUGGUACGGCCCUGAGCUGGUCCCGGAGCUGGUCCGGGAGCUGGCCCGACGUGUCUGAGAGAGGCCCCGGCGGGGGCGGGGAGGUGGCCCACAGAACGCGAGUUCUGUGUAGAGACGUGGGAAGAUUCGAUUUCGAGAAGAGGAAGAGCUCGAUUGAAAGGGAGCGAGGGCGCUGAGGUGGGGGGCUACCAAGAUGGCGACGGCCUCCUCUGGGCCGUCGACGAUCGGAUUUUCAUCCGUGGAUUCCGGGGUCUCUUCCUGCACCUCGUCCUCAGGUUUCAACUUUCUGUGCUGUGGGGUCAGCCGUAAGAGAGCCAUGCUGUCAAAUGAGGCCCUGUGACUGUACUGGUUAAAUAGAUCAAGAACAGAGUUAUAUUUCCCAGCGAAAAUAUUAACACUUGAGGUAGAAAAGGGGCUAAACCAGAAUGGCAUAAGGACUCUGUGAAGGUGACGGCGGAAGAGGAAGGGGUAUUUAAAAUCCCUACGAAUCUGGGAUCACUGAGCAAGAGCCUCUGGAAUCAAGAGAUCCAUGGCAUCUGAGGUGCCUUAUGCAUCUGGCAUGCUCAUCAAGAAAAUAGGCCACCGAGGUGUUGAUUCUUCGGGAGAGACAACUUAUAAAAAGACAACUUCAUCAGCCUUGAAAGGUGCCAUCCAGUUAGGCAUUACUCACACUGUGGGAAGCCUGAGUACCAAACCAGAGCGAGAUGUCCUCAUGCAAGAUUUCUACGUGGUGGAGAGUAUCUUCUUCCCCAGCGAAGGGAGCAACCUGACCCCUGCUCAUCACUACAAUGACUUUCGUUUCAAGACGUAUGCACCCGUUGCCUUCCGCUACUUUCGGGAGUUAUUUGGCAUUCGGCCUGAUGACUACUUGUACUCUCUUUGCAGUGAGCCACUGAUUGAACUCUGCAGCUCUGGGGCUAGUGGCUCCCUUUUCUACGUGUCCAGUGAUGAUGAAUUCAUCAUUAAGACGGUCCAGCAUAAAGAAGCGGAGUUUCUGCAGAAGCUGCUUCCAGGAUACUACAUGAACCUCAACCAGAACCCUCGGACUUUGCUGCCUAAAUUCUAUGGACUGUACUGUGUGCAGGCCGGUGGUAAGAACAUUCGAAUUGUGGUGAUGAACAAUCUCUUACCACGGUCGGUCAAGAUGCAUGUCAAAUAUGACCUUAAGGGCUCAACGUACAAACGGCGGGCUUCGCAAAAAGAGCGAGAGAAGCCUCUCCCCACCUUUAAAGACCUGGACUUCUUACAAGAUAUUCCUGAUGGUCUUUUUUUGGAUGCUGACAUGUACAAUGCUCUAUGUAAGACCCUACAGCGUGAUUGUUUGGUGCUGCAGAGCUUCAAGAUAAUGGACUACAGCCUUUUGAUGUCAGUCCACAACAUAGAUCAUGCACAGCGAGAGCACUUAGGCAGUGAAACACAACACUCAGUGGACACUCGCAGACCAGCCCCCCAAAAGGCGCUCUAUUCCACAGCCAUGGAAUCUAUCCAGGGCGAGGCUCGACGGGGUGGCACAAUGGAAACUGAUGACCACAUGGGUGGCAUCCCUGCCCGGAAUAGUAAAGGAGAAAGGUUGCUGCUCUAUAUUGGCAUCAUUGACAUUCUGCAGUCUUACAGGUUUAUUAAAAAGUUAGAGCACUCUUGGAAAGCUCUGGUACAUGAUGGGGACACUGUAUCAGUGCAUCGCCCAGGCUUCUAUGCUGAACGGUUCCAGCGCUUCAUGUGCAACACUGUGUUCAAGAAGAUCCCCUUGAAGCCCUCUCCUUCCAAAAAGUUUCGGUCUGGCGCAUCUUUCUCUCGGCGAGCAGGCUCCAGCAGCAACUCCAACUGCCAGCCGACAGUCUCUGGGGAGCACAAGGCACAAGUGACAACAAAGGCGGAAGUGGAGCCAGGUGUCCACCUUGGUCGCCCUGAUGUUUUACCUCAGACUCCACCUCUGGAGGAAACCAGUGAGGACUCCCUUAUUUCUGAUCCCAACGUCACACCUGUAGUUGGAGAGGGUUUGCAAAUGCUAACUACAAGUGAGCAUAAAACCUCAGAAGACCUAGAACAAGAUUCUACCAUCUCUGUGAUUCCAAGGUGUCAGCCUUUGCCCCAGCAAUGCUGAGUUAACUUCUUCUCGGUCAUCAAAAAAGGAGUGUAAUGGAGGCUAAGGGAGCUCUCUGUCUCCUUCCUGAAGAACUUCCUCUCCUUCCCCUUCCUCAUAAAUGGGCAUUAGUGCCUUGGACAGUUGAGGACGGCCGCUUCCCCUCCACACCAGAGUUGGUUGGAACAAAUUUCCAACCCGCUAACCUUGGCUUCUACAAUUGAAUUUUUUCAAACUCCCCUUCUUCGGACUGGAAGUGGAGUUGCUGGACGUGGUGGUUUUCUUCCCCAUCAUCUACCUUUCACCAGGAGCUGGACUCUGAAUUUCCUCAGGACAGACUGGCUGGCACAUUAUCCCUACCUUAGUUCUUUCUCUCUGAUCCCUUCAAGAAGACAACCGUUAUAAAGGUUUUUGGUAGUGUAAGGGUAUUUAACCACCUCCAAACCUUUAUUUCUAAUUUUUUUUUCUUUAAAAAAAAGAAAAGAAAACAGUGCACAACACACAGCUUCAAGCCAGACAGUUUCAGAUCAGAACUUUGAAAGUGUCAGAGAGAUGCCUAUUCAUAGGCUUCCCUCAGAAGAGCCCUGGUGUUUGUGAAGCAGAAGUUUGGUGUUCGCUCUGCCAGGAGCAGCUCCUCCUUAACGCCUCUCUUGAUGAAUUUCUUAAGGCUGAAGGAAUGGAGAGAGUGGGACAUGGGGUAA
Messenger RNA from Loxodonta africana (African savanna elephant), 3040 nucleotides. It is a transcript of the gene PIP5K1A, whose product is annotated as phosphatidylinositol-4-phosphate 5-kinase type 1 alpha. The transcript has 16 exons. Gene Ontology annotation, cellular component: plasma membrane. Gene Ontology annotation, molecular function: 1-phosphatidylinositol-4-phosphate 5-kinase activity. The coding region runs from base 786 to 2360 and encodes 524 amino acids. Gene Ontology annotation, biological process: phosphatidylinositol phosphate biosynthetic process. The record is from RefSeq and is a predicted model, not a curated record. NCBI's taxonomy places the organism in Eukaryota, Metazoa, Chordata, Mammalia, Proboscidea, Elephantidae.